This is a messenger RNA of Penicillium canariense, 948 nucleotides long. Its product is annotated as HMG-box domain-containing protein. Gene Ontology annotation, molecular function: DNA-binding transcription factor activity, RNA polymerase II-specific; RNA polymerase II cis-regulatory region sequence-specific DNA binding. NCBI's taxonomy places the organism in Eukaryota, Fungi, Ascomycota, Eurotiomycetes, Eurotiales, Aspergillaceae. The record is from RefSeq and is a predicted model, not a curated record. The transcript is spliced from 3 exons. Gene Ontology annotation, biological process: anatomical structure morphogenesis; cell differentiation; negative regulation of transcription by RNA polymerase II. The coding region runs from base 1 to 948 and encodes 315 amino acids.
AUGGACAUGUCCAAGCUCGCUGGCAAGGACUUCUACGAGAAGGCCUCGCCUGAGGAUCGGGCGAUGGAACUUGUCUGGAUGAAUGGGGCAGCGAAUCUCGCCAACACCGGCAAUGAGAUCAUCCUACCUUUCAAUGUCGCUACAAAGUUGGGAGCAGACAAUGUCAGCACGAUCGCGAAUCGCCUUUCAAAGCUCUUCGAUCAGAAAUGCGUGCUCAUCAAAGAUCCCUCGAUCUCAGUGUAUCGCAUUGCUCCAAGGACCAAAUUUGUGGAUGGUGUUCCUCUCCAGCCUAUGGAUACCGAAGACCAUUGGCUCAUCUCCCGCGAAGUCCAUCAGGCGGUACGAAAUGGAGUCAAGAUCCCGCUUGUGUCUCCUCGAAUUCCACGACCCCCGAACUCUUUUAUUCUUUACCGACAGCACCACCAUCAUACCGUGACUGCCGAGAAUCCUGGUGUUCAGAACACCCAAAUCUCUCGUAUCAUCGCCGAGAUGUGGCGCAAUGAAACUGCUGAGGUUCGAGCACGGUUCAAAGAUCUCGCGGAUGAGAAGAAAAGACUUCACUCGCAGGCCCAUCCCAAUUAUCAGUAUGCCCCUCGACGCCCUUGGGAAAGAGCCCGGCGCUCCCCCAAGAUUCAUGCAAGCACUGUCCCAUUUAUUUCUGCAUUCCCAGGAGGACAGCCUCGACUCACUGAAGCUUGGAACAAAACCAAUGGCUGGAUUGAUGUUGACGGAGACUUCAUUGACCUUCUUGAUCACGCCAAUCUUAUCUAUGGUCCCAAUACUGUGGCACCUUACAAUCAGCCUGACAACAUUGACUUCGAUGAAAUCCUUCGGCAGCAGCUGGAGCGCUACCCGCUGGAGACUGUUCACUGGGAGCCCCUGCAAGGCAACGAGUUCGAUGAUACCUUCCCCAUCGAUCAGCUCCUUAACCUUCCGGGCAGUAACUAA